This is a messenger RNA of Salmo salar (Atlantic salmon), 6816 nucleotides long. RefSeq lists its product as uncharacterized. Lineage: Eukaryota; Metazoa; Chordata; Actinopteri; Salmoniformes; Salmonidae. Gene Ontology annotation, molecular function: growth factor activity; glial cell-derived neurotrophic factor receptor binding; receptor tyrosine kinase binding. The record is from RefSeq and is a predicted model, not a curated record.
UCACAGCACUCUCAAGAGCGUCAGUACGCUCCCGUCUCACAAGGAUUUUGACAGACAGAGCAGCGUAUCGCCUCCUGUGCUUGUGUAUUGUAUAGUAUCUCUAGUGUGCGCCCAAAUACACAAAAGACCUGCAAAGUCGCUGAACAUUGGAUACCUUUUAGUGACGGAUACCCACUCAACAAAGAUCGAUGGGAUAGCCUACAUUGAUGAUUUGGAGAUUUGGUAAUAGUUGCACUGCCACCGCGUAAUGGCAUGACGCACGGAGAUGCAAUGUUGAAAAUACUUUAUCCUCAGUUGCGGUGAAGUCGAUUUUGACGCGCAGAGGUCACAGCAAGAGUUUUUUUUAACCUGAACUAUACCUGUGGAAAAACAACAUGUAUCAAAUACAAAAAAAAACUGUUCUGAAUGCAAGAACGCCAUCGAGUUCCAAGUUCUGAGCGAGGGACACUGUAUGAAUGUGAGACGCAACGUUUCCAUACCAAGAACAUUGCCGAGCUGCGGUUCUAUAUCCAAAACAUAACUUGUAUCUUGGAACAUUUUUGUUUUAACAUUUUAUUGUGAAAUAAUCCUGGAAAAGCCUUAAGGUUAUGCGCGUUCCUGGCGCUUUGUAUACUCUUAUUUGUAUCAAUGUUAGGAGGCAAGACUGAGCAAGUCCGAGUAUGGGGGAAGAAACAUCACAUAUAACCUGAAUCAAAUCUAAUAACAUUUUAUUGGUCACAUACACAUAUUUAGCAGAUGUUGUUGCGGGUGUAGCGAAAUGCUUGUCUUACAAACCUCAUAUUGCCUUGGGCCUAUUUGCUCAGCGGUGGGAAAUAAAUGUCACUAACAAUGCAUGAAACUUAAGACGUUGAGUCACCUGUAACUCAUCAUACAUGACCCAAAGCCUCUCUGCUCCAUUAUGUUUUUAUGACCCCCCUUCUCUCUCUCACACACACACACACACAGAGAAAAUAAUGUGUGUUAAUGUAAUUGUUUGUUUGAACUGAUAAAGCAUUGUUUGACAUUUCCACAGAUGUGCUCAUCAUGAAAUAAUCAACGGAAUUAUCCCACAAGAUUGCAGCAUAAAUAUUUUGGGUGAAACUGAAAGGAUUUGGUGGAGAGCAGAACAGAAAGGCUUGGCCGCAUAGGGGGAGGCGCCUUUCGUGCUCUCCUGAAACCAAAGCCUUUGAAGAUUAUUAUUAUUUUUUUAUUUUUUUACUUCAAGGAAAGAGGACAUAACCUGAAAAGUUGGACGCAUGAGAAUUAUGUACCUUUAAAGGACAUCGUUGUGUGAAUUUUCACCGCCAAGCCAUGCUCCACAGCCGACCAGGAGCUUGCUGGGGGAAAGUGUCUGACCUCACUGGCGCGCACGCAGAUUGGACUAAAACGCAUUGGAUAGCAGGUGGGCCAAGAUGGAGGACGAGGAGGAGGGACAGAUCAGGGGUGACCACCAGACCAUCAGCAGGUGCACCUUACCACCUGAGGAAUAUGAAGGUGCUGCUGUGGGUGGUUGUCUCUCUGCUGCCCCUGUUGGAGGGGGCCCGUAUGGGCGCUGGUUUGGAGGCAGACUCUGUCCAGGCUGUGGGACUGGUGGGAGGGAUGGGGGAAAGGCAGCUCCCAGACACUCUACCUGAGGUGGAUGAGGAACAAGAGGAGAAGAGGGACCCGUACUCCCCCUGGCAUGGCCUCUAUGACCUCUCUGUGAUGGACGAAGCGGACGACCACCCUAGUGGCCGGUGGGGGAGACGUUCCCCUCGCAACUCAGACGCCGAACCAAAAGGCUCGGCCAAGAAAAAGAAGAGGAGGAAGAAGAAAGAGAGGGAUAGAAAGGGCAAAGGGAAGGGCCGGCAGCCCCAGCAGAGCAGCCCAGACUGCAGGGUGGAGAAACGAGAGAUGCGGGUGCGGGACUUGGGCCUGGGCUUCGACUCGGACGAGAUCGUCCUCUUCAAGUUUUGCGUGGGCUCCUGCCAGUCGUCCAGGACCAACUACGACCUGGCUCUAAGGGCCCUGAUGGAGGACGGGUCCCUGCCGCGGAGGACCUCCCGGCGAGUCAGCGCCCACCCCUGCUGCCGGCCCAACAGCUACGAGCCUGUGUCCUUCAUGGACGCCCAGACCGCGUGGCAGACCAUCCAGUCGCUGUCGGCGGCCAGCUGCAUGUGUAUGGGCUGAGGGAGCCAACUUGGAGGAGGGAGAAUAGGAGGGGGUGGUGACUGGCUGUCACUCACCCCUGCCUGAGAAUAUACAGAUGGUGGCUCGCCGUUGAGGCUGGGUCUAGGGAGAGCCUCUGGGUUCUGGAAGGGCAGAAGUGGUCGCUCCGAAACAUAUGCAGCAGGGCUGGUACCCAGUACAAAGCAGAAUGGAGAUUCUGUAGUGUCUUUGAUGGUGGAGCGAGGCCACGCCUCUUCCCGUUGUCCAUUCCCUGUUGAGGAUAAGUGGAUUUGUUGGCAAUGGGAAACUGUCAUGAGCGAAUGGCAAGACGGUGACCACACAAUGGUGGGAUUUGAAUAUUCACAGCAGUUGGGAUAUGUAUAAGACUGACCUGGGGUACUGCUGAAAAUUUGCAUUUGAACACAGGUCGACAAGCUCAAAACACUUUUAACAAUGUCAACAUAUGUUAAUUCCUUCAAAACAGGGAUCUUCCAUACCAUAAUUGCAUUUUUCAGUGUUGACUUGAACCCUACCAAAUGGAUGCCAUGCAUCUCUUUGAGUUACUGUAUUAUAACCAACAUAUUUAUCACAAAUAAGUUAUUUAUUUAUUAUUGUUUCAUAUGAGAUGGACUGUAGAGUUAUAUUUAUUGUCAUGAUCACACAUCCCAUGGGUUGUGUUGCUGGGUCCUUUGUCAUUGAAUUGUGUGGGAUGUUGUUUUGAAACAUCAAAAAGAUCAGAACAAGUGGCAAGAACCUCAACCAGGGUUGGGGGUGUAACCGAUUACAUGUAACGGAUUACAUUUUUAUAAACUGUAGUCCGUUACGUUAACAGCAAAAAUAUUGUUAUCAGAUUACAGAUACUUUUGAAAAAACAAAAUGAUUACUUCUAGGAUUACUUUUACCCCAUUCACGUCCUUGUACUUUAUUUAGUACAAUAUCAAAAUACACCACUGAACAAAUUCUGUUUGGUGUAAAUGCAUGAAAUGUGGUGUCAACAUAGUUACUUCAAGUGUCUAGACAGGACACAUAAAUAAUAACAAUCAAAAUUGGGAUUUUGAGAAAAUCUGAAAAAGUAAUUAAUAUGACUUCAGCAUAUGUAUUUUGAAAUACAUUUCAGAAUUAAAUUGUUUAAAAGCAUAUAGUAUUGUUCAAAGCCCAAAUAUAUGAUUCAACUCAUUGUUGUUUGUAAACUACAGCCGUUUCUGUAUCGUACAAUAGUUCAUCUUUGGUCAAGUCAUGUGAAUGUUCAAAGGAUCAGAUCUUUUAUUUAUUUUAUUUUAUUUAACUUUUAUUUAACUAGGCAAGUCAGUUAAGAACACAUUUUUAUUUACCAUGACAGCCUACCCCCAGCCAAACCCUAACCGGGAUGACACUGGGCCAAUUGUGUGCCGCCCUAUGGGACUCGCAAUCACAACCAGUUGUGAUACAGCCUGGAAUCGAACCAGGGUCUGUAGUGACACCUCUAGCACUGAGAUGCAGUGCCUUAGACUGCUGCGCCACUCGGGAGCCCCGUCUUAAUAAUGUUUGGUAUAUAGAUUUUCUGGACCAAUAUAUAAAUCUAAAAACAAUAUCUAAAGAAAUCCCAGUGGUGAAAAAAGUACUCAAUUGUCAUACUUGAGUAAAAGUAAAGAUACCUUCAUAGAAAAUGACUCAAGUAAAAGUGAAAGUCGCCCAGUAAAAUCCUAUUUGAGUAAAAGUCUAAAAGUAUUUGGUUUUAAAUAUACUUAAGUAUCAAAAGUAAAUGGAAUUGCUAAAAUAUACUUAUGUAUCAAAAGUAAAAGUAUAAAUAAUUUCAAAUUCCUUCUAUUAAGCAAACCAGAUAGCACCAUUUUAUUGUUUUAAAAAAAAGUAUGUGUUUAGUGAGUCUGCCAGAUCAGAGGCAGUCGGGAUGACCAGGGACAUUCUCUUGAUGUGUGUGAAUUAGACCAUUUUCCUCUCUUGCUAAGCAUUAAAAUGUAACGAGUACUUUUGGGUGUCAGGGAAAAUGUAUGGAGUAAAACGUACAUUAUUUUCUUUAGGAAUGUAGUGAAGUAAAAGUAAAAGUUAUCAAAACUAUAAAUAGUGAAGUAAUGUACAGAUACUUCCCAAAACGACUUAAGUAGUACUUUCAAGUAUUUUUACUUAAGUACUUUACACCACUGAGAAAUCCACAUAACACUCACACACAGUAGAUUAUACAGUGUAAGCAAAUCCAAUGCAGAUUGUGGCAUGCUACAGCAUUCUUCCUCUUUCUCUUCAUUGCUCACAAGCACACGUGUACACACACCUAUUACAGACAUGGCUGUGGAAUGUGUUUCCAAACGUAUUUAUGAAACCUUUCUGUUUUCACAAUUACGUUCAAAUCAGCAUUGAAAAAAGCCGAAAAUAUACGUGUUUCUGCUUGAGUCUGAGAACACUAUGUUGACACACCAAAUGUGUUAGAUGGAUCGCGGUAAAAGAGCAGGCAUAGGCUUUUGUAGGCUACAGUGCAAGCAAACUACGUCUUCCAAUGGUGCUACUGCUGUCGCCAUCCAAAGAUUAUAUCAUUUAAAUAAGCACUUGGCGGUAUGGAAGACAGCAGUGGUGUAGCCUACAGGCCAUACCGAAAUCACUUAUUAUUGUUAUCUACGUAGUGCAUUGAAGUGAAUCACACUGCUGCUCUCUCAUUUCGCUAUUUGCCUUACGGAUUGUGGUUGUUGUGGAUGUCUGUUCACACGUGUAUAUGUGUAUUUUAACCCAAUAAUGGUGGAAUUGAAGAAGUCUAAGUUGCCUAUCAAUCAUUGUUUUUGCGACCAGUUGACAGCCAGUGAAAAAUGCGUUCUUGCAACAGCUGCAUAUAUAGUGCAGAUCCCAGCCAAUGGAAUACAAGUUUAAAGGAGUUCCUCCCUUCUAAACUCGAGUUGAAUUGAAGGAGACCACAAAUGGGGAUUUUAUUGCACAAUAUAAUUCGUGUUGAUAAAAAAAACAUGUCCAUAGGUCAAAUGAACACAUGCUCACACUAGUACACUUUUAGUAGAUUUAAUUAAAUUAAACAGCUGCAAAUGAUCGAAAUAUCAAAGUGCCACCAACAAAAACGUAAAUAAUAGGCCUUUAAAUGCAGCAUAUGCAUUCAUUUUUCGGUAGUGCUCAAAGCAUGCGAUUUCAUGAGAGCAGCAUUUAUUUUUAAAUUCGAAGCAACGAGCCCAAUCAGUCCUCCAUGACAACAAAAUCCUAAUCAACAGGUCCUUCGUUUUUGGGUUAUGCUCAGGUAAAACAAUUUGGCUCAUCUAUAUUUCCAUAUAUCCAAGUCCUAUUCUUGAAGAUGAAGGGGUAUUAAGAUAAUUGGAAUGACUGAAAAUCUGACAGACUUUGGUUUUAAAUGUAAAGAUUUAGCGAAAUCGUAUUAUUAUCUGUAUUACAGUAGAAAGCAAUGUGUUAGAAGAAGCCUACAUAACCAACCCAUAAAGUAAAAUUUAACAUCCAUAUAUGGUGGGCUAUUUAAACUCUAACAUUGAUUUAUCCUGCAAUAGAUGUCAUUCAAUUGGUAAUAUUCAUUUGUUGUCUUCUUCUAGUGCUGCUUAAGGGGAAAGUAAACUGAAAGUAACUGAAAGUAAUCAGAUUACUUUACUGAGUUGGGGUAAUCCAAAAGUUACCUUACAAAUUAAAGUGUUUGGACAGGUAACUACUAACUGUAACAAACUACAUUUAGAAAGUAACCUACCCAACCCUGACGUCAACAUACAGUAUGUCUCAUUUCACACAAAGGAAGUUAAUAGUCCAGAGGUGGAAAACUUUACCAGGUUACAAGCUUAGUUGAGUUAUGUCAUUGUUGUUUCAGUAUUUCAGAGCAAUAUUACACUCAAUAUUAUUCAUGUUAUUAUUAUUAUAAUCAUUAUUUAAAUGGUUUCCUGUAUUUUUGUACAAUGGCAUUAUUCUGUGUAGGAAUGAAGUAUUUCUAAAUAUACAAUGGAUUGCUUAUUCUUUCUAAGGUUGACCCCAUAACCCUUGCUUCACCUCUGCUGGGUUGGGAGUCCUAUAUUUCACCAUUAUAGGGGUGCAUUUAAAUCCGUCAUCUGCAUUGACCUGAAACAGGAAAGAAAACACAAGAAAGUGGGAUUUUGCUUUUGCAUGUCCACUUCUUUCAGAUCAAUGCAGAAAUAGAGGCGAGAGUUGCAAAUUAAGACUAUUGUAAAUUUCCCCAUGGAGACAGUCCUUUUCAGCUAGAGCCGUUUUACAGGUACUCAUCCUUGUGUUAUUGUGCUCCCUACAGGUUGGAUAUAUAAGUACAGGAACAUGGAGCGAAAGGUGUUCAGUUCACACUAUUCAUCUCAAGAGGGCAUCACACUCCUUCACACUUUUCAUCAAUGGUCUCAGAGUGUGUGAUCAUUAUUAGGUUGACGAUCUCUCAACACAAGUGUUCAUUGAUAUUGUUCUCAGGAAAAGAAUGGGCAAUAAACAACACCAAAAACAUAUAUGGAGCCAUGCUUCAUUUAAUAAAUUAGACCACAAAACUUGAUGACAAGUCACUUGACGUCGCCAUGACUCUGAACUGUUGUCGGAACCGAUCUUGUUUAACCUCGAUCAGCUUUAAAUGUGUGCUUUCCGGAACUUGCUUGUUAUGUCAUUCACACACUACUCAUGAAGUGCAUUUAGUUAAACAUAUUUCAGGAAACAAUGUGUGCUGUUUAGCUGAUUUAAUUCCGCACAACACUAAUGAUGUAUAUUUUUCAA